Messenger RNA from Spirodela intermedia, 5075 nucleotides. The record is from the annotation of a GenBank genome assembly. NCBI's taxonomy places the organism in Eukaryota, Viridiplantae, Streptophyta, Magnoliopsida, Alismatales, Araceae.
AUGGGUUGGGUCAGCGAGAGCCUGGAUUCCAUAAGAUCGCUCCAGAUCAGGCAUGUCCUGACGCAAGUUGUUAGUCUAGGUACGAAACCCUCAACCAUUUCGUUUUUGCCGGGUUCUAGAGAUUUAUUCUUUAUUUUGAUUUUCGGAAGCCUUCAGCUGAUUUUCCUGAAUUAUUAAUUGUCGAUAUGCCAGGAUCUCUCUCUUUUCUUUCUCUUUUAUACUGCGUAUGCCCGAAAAUUUGAAAGUGCAGACGGACGGUAUGUCAGUCUGCAGUGAGAUUUGUGGGUGUUAUCGAUGGAUUUAGUGUUUCUUAUUUUCUUAUUCUUUAUGCAUCCUGCAUCGAUGUUUUCUUCAACCUCUAUCCAUAAGAAUAUGCGUAAUUGGUGGCUGCUUGCGAUACUUGUUGUCGGUUUCCCUUCAUGCUCUUUUUAUUUCGUUACAAGGAAUUAAAAUAGAUUUUUUACGACAUCAUAAGGACGUUAGUGUCAAAAACUUGGCGGAGAAGAUAUAGAAAAAAAGUGCAGAAUAUUUCCCAUGGAGCUAUUGUCCGUGUGAACACGCUGACCAUGCCUUGUUGCUUGCCUUCACGUUGUUAUUUUGGAUAGAGAUAGUGUCAGGGUCUCUUACAAGAUAAAAAUAGGUUGUGAAGCUACUUUGGAGUUUACUUCAGCUUAACUUAUGGAACGUGUCUCCCAAAGCUUUCAGUCCAUUUGCACCGCCACAUCUCUAAAUAACUUACUCGAAUUUCUAUUUAUUGUUUAUCUCUCUCUAUCUCUCUAAAACUGAUGUUAACUAUACUCUAAAAUGGUCCUCAAGCUCUUUCUUUCUACAAGUUUUCUUUUCUUCUUGCGAAACCAUAGAGUGAUUACAUGCUUCAACAACAUCAAAUUCAUCACCGGGUAUUUUCUGUGCCAACUUUCCUCCUCGAUGCUAAAUAGUGGAAACAAUGGCAGAAUCAAGGAGAUUACGGUGGUCUCCUGAAGAAACUGCUUAAAUAUGAUGACUAAUAGUUUUUCUCUCUCAACCCCCCCCCACAUCUGUACUUCUGCUAGCACCUUUAGGCGUGUUUAACUUCACACUUUGGGAGCUCUUUUUUUCUGGGUUUGGCAGAAUAAGUUUGGUUGUAGAAUGUUUUGAGUUGUCCACGUAUCGAUGCACUUAUGUCAAUGAAAUAAUAUUUAUCUUGUUGUUAUUUCAGGCAUGAUUGUCACAUCCGCCUUGAUCAUAUGGAAAGGUUUGAUGUGUGUCACUGGCAGUGAAUCUCCUGUUGUGGUUGUUUUGUCUGGGAGUAUGGAGCCUGGCUUCAAGAGGGUGAGCAAUGAUUAAUACCUCGGCAAGGAUAUUGGUGUUUGUUCCGUUUAAUCAGGAAACGAAGCUUUUUUUCGAGUUGAUAACUUUUUUCUAUUUAAUUGAAUUUAAUUUGUUAAAUUCAAAAGGUUUUAAAUGCAUCUUCCAGUUUGAAUAGUAUUCUGAACUUCGUUUCCUUUUGUAAUAACACCGGCUGUACUUUUGACAAAACUUUCAGGGAGACAUCUUAUUUCUACACAUGAGUAAGGCUCCUAUUCGAGCCGGUGAAAUUGUUGUGUUUAACGUUGAUGUAAGGCUCUCUGCGCUCUCAAUUUAUGAUCUAGUGGACAUAUUUAAAUCUUAGUUUAGUAUUAUGUCUUAUUUUUUCAUCAUGAUUCAUUGAUUGAAUCCCAAGUGUGUUGUUAGAUCCUACCUUCCCAUCAGAGUCUGCAAAAUUGUGUAUUUGAUUGGAUUAGUGCAUGGUCAUGGGUUCGUUGAUGUAUGUAUACAUGCCAAACUUCUCGCUUUCAAUUGGAGCGAAAAUGUGCCAUUAAUUUAUUUAUACAUUUAACAUUGCCACUGAGUAAGAGGGAAUGUAAUACCUCUUUUUUACUUGUUUUAAACAAGUGAAUGAUGCAUUUUUCUUUGAAAGCUAAUCCUUUAUAUUUUCCAAACAAUGAUAAUGCAUUAUUUGGAUGAGUAAAUCAUUUCAUAAGUUAAGUUCAAAAACAUUGUUUGGGUUUGAUCUUUUUAUUGAUUGUGUCGUCAAUGUGAUAAGUAUCAUCAUUUUAUAUGAUUUUCUAGUAGAUGGUGAAUGUAGUUUUUCCAAGUCAUCAGUGUAAUUUUAAAUUAAUUUUAUUCGGAAUCAGGUAGCAUCGAAUAGCCACGACCUGCCGAACCUUCAUUUUAAAUUAAUUUUAUUCGGAAUCAGGUAGCAUCGAAUAGCCGCAACCUACAGAACCUUCCUUUGUUGAUGUAGUGCCAGUACUUGCGACAAACCUCAGAAGUUUCACUAGUAGGAUGUAAAGCCUCUUUGUGUUCUAGCUAUUUACAACUAUCUACGUUUCCACUUCCUUAAGGGAACUACAGUUCCUUUCAUCUCAUCCUCAUGUUCCACUCAACCAUACACCUUGUCACAUUUCUCAAUUAAUGCAAAAUUCUUUAAGAGAUGGGAAAUAUGGUCUGACACAAGUUUGAUCAAACUUUUUAAUUCGUUGAUUAUGCAUCUCUGAUGGCAUCUAACAGACACCAUGCCAUCGGCCAACUUCAACUUAAAUUUCUCUAACGUUCUCUGAUUUUUUAAUAUUCUUAUAUUGCCUCAUAAAGUCUGUGUAUUCCUGUUGAUUUUGAUCUAGCCCCUAUCCUGCAUAUUCUAGUCUUUUCAAUUUAACUUCCUGCACUGCAGCCUGAUCUUUUCCUUUUGUGCUGCUCUGAAGGAGUUUUAUUUUCCUGUUGAAGCUUUUUAUGGACUUCUUUUGCCUUUCAAAAGAAACCUCAAGUAACUUUCCAAACAAUCAUAUUUUCUUUUCUCUUUCAUGAUUAAUCGAUGGUUGAAACAUGGCCAGAAUUUUAACAGCCUCAUUCAGUUGGACAGGGUUCAAGGCUCACUUGAGGCUCUUAGAGGCUAAAGUGAUCUGCAUAUGUUUUUUUGUAAUUUCGGUUUAUUAGGGGUUGCAGAAUAUAUAGUUUGGAUUGGAUGGGACUGACAAAGGAUGGUUUUCUCAUUACGAUGAGAUGCUUUGGGCUUGCUUCUAAAGGAAUCUCUGAUCUUUUUUUAAACUAACUUUAAUGGUUUUUUAAAAUUGAUGCUUGAAACUAUCCUGUAUCUAAUGUCCACGUCUCAAAUAUCCUGAUCCAUGUUGAUAGACGCUGCUCUUCCUCAUCUUUAUUGGGGAUGGGUUGUGGGAGUGUCACUAGCGACUGGACCAUGCAGCUUGUUUAGGGAAUUAGGUGACAUAAGUUGGCAGGAACCUCAGGCGAGUAAGUUCCUGAGAUUUUCUGAGAUUGAUCCUCGACUCUCGUACCACAUCUAUUGUUGUGCAUAUCGUGCACAGGCUAUUGCGAUCUGCAGUUCAUGGAUACAAAGUCAAAGUAUUGCUCGUUUUGUUUUAUACAUGAUAUGCUCUUAUAAUAAUCCCAUUUAUUAUUCUUCAGGUUUGAUUUUGUAUGCAUGAACUGCAGUCUUUUAGGUAGAGAUCUUUGUUCUUACUCAGGUUCAGUGGGACGUAGCCUUAGUCAGGCCUUUGCAUAUUUCUCAGAAGUAUUUCUUUCACCCCUUUGUCUGAUCAACUGAUGAAGAGAUUGUGUCAUGCUCAUAAUGAGAUUUAAUUGGUUUAAAUGCUAAAGCUGAAGGCCCCCAUUCAUAACUGAUAAAAAAUAGCGAUUCAUAAUGAUGGCAUUUGUUUGAUCUUUUCUUCUGUUUUUUGGCCUCAGGGACGCGAAAUUCCGAUAGUUCACCGAGUGAUUAAGGUAAUCUGUUAACCUCGCUUUUCUCUUUCUCCAAUGGAAGUAUUUCUAGGCUUUUAGUCCGCCUCAAACCCCCUUAAUCACUCCAUCUCUCCAUUUUGUUCCCCUUGUAUUUAUUUUCAGUUGUUUAUCUGGCUUAUUCGGUGGAAUCCAUUAUACUGCAGUUGUGUGACUAUGACCUUUUGGGUAGACAUGAAAUGGCUUCCCAUUUGACUAAUGAGAAAAAAGUUUAUUUAUUUAUUUAUUUAUUUAUUUUUAAAACCUUGUCCUGUUCCUUCUCGAUGAAUAAAAGGCAAAGCCAUUACCGGAAGUGAAUUAGAAUUGUAAUAGGAUGUGUUCAAUUCAGUUUUUUUUUUUUUUUUUUUUGAGAACCAUUUGAUCUUUUGAGUUAAAUGGUUCUGGAAAAAGCUUGCACAGAUUUUUCUCUACUGCGGACCGAUUAUUUUAUUAUUUCUUUGAAUUUUAAAAUGGUUUAUUCAAUUGCAUACUAACUUAAUAUGAAUGAGCCAUCAUUUAUUUCACCUCAUAAACCAUGAGCGCUCAGAGUCUCUGCAAGCCUUGGAAAGCCAUUUAUAUCCUUAUUCCCUGUUUUGUUUCUCCAAAAUGAUGUCUCUAGUGUAGUUGUCAUAAAUAUAUAUUUAUAAGAGGUUGAAAAGCUUACCCUGCUGUGAUCUUAAUGGGUGACGCAGGUUCAUGAGCGUAAAGACACAAAGGAGGUCGAUGUUCUUACAAAGGGUAGUGCACCUCUGGAAUUAUUACCCUUUAUUUCCCUUUAUUUAUUUAUUGGAAAACCGUAAAUGGGUGCCAUCGAUGAAUUAUUCUUUUGAACGUUGACCAAAUAUAUAUGAAUGAGGCUACAUAAAAAAAACACAUGCCUCCUGUUCUGCAGUAGUGAAGAUAAUCUUUUUUCUUUUCUUUUCUUUUUUGGUGAAAAAUUACAGGAGACAACAACUUUGGGGAUGACAGGCUUCUAUACGCUCAUGGGCAGCUCUGGCUUCAGCAGCAUCAUAUAAUGGGGAGAGCCGUAGGGUGAGCAUUGAUUAUUAUUAUUAUUAUUAUUACUAUGAUUACUUGUAUUAAUAUUCAUCCCUGAAUGCACUGGAGACAUCUUUCUGCAGGUUCCUGCCGUAUGUUGGAUGGGUCACCAUCAUAAUGACGGAGAAACCAUUUAUCAAGGUCAGUACGCCAUGGGAACCCUGGUAAUCGUCUCCUGUGAAGGAUUUGUGCACUGAGGAAUGUGUAUUUACUCUGUUUUGCGUAUUUAUUUGCAGUACAUACUCAUUGGGGCUCUCGGUCUACUGGUUAUUACUUCCAAGGAGUAG